Molecule: messenger RNA, 4551 nt
Organism: Anopheles moucheti
Lineage: Eukaryota; Metazoa; Arthropoda; Insecta; Diptera; Culicidae
Product: homeobox protein 2
Exons: 7
Coding region: 1040-3013 (657 amino acids)
Biological process (GO): actin cytoskeleton organization
Cellular component (GO): plasma membrane
Source: RefSeq, a predicted model, not a curated record
GGCUCAGCCCCGGCACAAAAAAAAAACGGCCCGGAAAAGUACCCAAAGAAGAAAAUCGAAACGCACCGAAAACUGUAUGCGUGUGUGUGCUGCCCCUCCCAAUAAUGAUUGCAUUGGUAGAUGUGGUGGAAAAAUGAAGCAAAGAAACUACCCCGAAAGUGCACAGUCCGGGGGCAGUUCGCAGCAGCAACGGCUUAUCAGCGAAUCAGCAACAGAAAAUGAUGAUUAAAUAACGAUUCGAAACGAAAAAUUAUCGGUGGAAAAACCGGUGGAAACGAAAAGUGAUCGAAGCAACCAGGCACUGUGGAAACGUGUUGCUUGGAUUAGCGAGCUAGAAAGAGAUACUGGCUGCAACAAAGCUGGACGAUGUGAUGACCUGUGCCGGAUUGUCCGCAAUCGUAUCGGAAAAGUGUCCCCACAAGUGGUCACCUCGUUAAUCCCACCGCAGAGAGGCGCAGUGCAAAAUCACGAAUCGCGCGUCCAUUAAAUUUCCGGUCCUCCGGUCGGAAGUGCUCUCUCUCUCUCUCUGGAGUAGGAAGUGUUGCGACUGGUUAUAAGCGUAGCAAAAGUGUGGUAGUUCUUAAGCGAAGAACAUUCCACGGGGCGGAAAAGGCAGGUCCUAACAAAACUAAGGGUCUUUAAUACAGUUAGCGCAAGUGUCGUCGUUGAAGUGUGCAAUUAAGAAGUGAAGUAGUGAAGUCUACAGUGGAGGGUAGCGAAUUCUCGAUCGCUUGUUUGUUGCGGACAAAACGGUUUUUGUCCUUUGAAGCAGAAAGGUGUGUAAUCAACUGCACAGUUACCGAAAUCUGGCACGGGAAAGUGAUUGCCAAGCGUGUUGAGUGACCAGCAAAAGAAAAAAGAAAAGCGAAGUGUUUUCGUGUUAUCAGAUUUUAGGUGCGUCUCCUUUUUUUUUUCGGCGUAAAAGUUCGCGCGAAAGAGGCGAGUAAGUAAGAAUUCAGGGUUUACUUUUACUUGGCGUGCGCCGUUGUACACCGGACCGGGGGACGAAAAUCCGUUCAAGGUGUCGCUCAACGGGAAAAUGCGGGUCACGUCGGAAUCGAAUUCCGGCCCGCCAAGCCGUACGCCAUCCAUCAUGGACAGCCCGACGCUGGUGCGGGUGGAGCGGGCCCGUUUGCGCCAGGAAGCGGACAGCAACGGGCAGCGACCGGGUAGCGGCCAACGCGAGGACAGUCUCGAGCGCUGUCUGCUCGAUCCCAAGAAAUCUCUACUAAUUGGACGAAUCCCGGUAGCACAAAUGACUGGUCCGAUUAAGCGAGGACUGCUCUGGCAGCAGCGUGAUCGUCUGUUCUCCCGCUGGAAGGAAAGAUACUUCAUCCUAACACGUGAUUAUCUCAAUUGUUUCAAACGAGCGACCGGAUCCGCGUCGGAGAAGAUUUCCGACAUGGGACAGUUUAUAUUUAAGAUCAAACUAGUCGACGUGGAAAAGGUGGAAUGGUUGAAUCGGCGGUCGUACAGCGCGAUAGGCCUGCUUCUCGGUUCACGAGAAGGACGCGUCCUGUUGCGCAGCGACCAGGGCCUGGAGGAUUGGUUCGAGCUGCUGGAGGAGUGCACGCUGAGCAGCAAGGAGCGGCGUCGUGCUCUUCGGCUAACGCAAGGGCCACGAUCGCGCGCCUCGCUAGCGGCCCCAGUAUCGGCGGCUUCACUGCAGAGCAACCACCUCGGGCUCGGCGGCACCUACUCGGGUGCGAUCGAGGACUGGCUAAUGUCGCGCCAUCAGAAACCGGGCGGUCAGCGGUUCAACCACAUCCUGCUGUCGGAUUCGGUGCCCGAUCUCAGCUCGAUCAACGAGAACGGGCUGUGCAGCGGUCUGCUGACGAACCAUUCGACCCCGAAGAAGGUGCCGAAUGCACGCCACAACUUGUCCGGCGGCGGUACCUCAAGCAAUGGGUACAGCAGCCACAACGGUAGCCUCUACAAUGGGUUCCCGUACUCACCGUUGAAGAAGCUGGCGGACAACUUUGUCAACGGCAAUCACAGCUACACGCUGCACGACGAUCUGGAGGAGGAGGUUGAGUUGCGCCGGGGCGGACGCUACCGCGAGAACGACGAUCUGUACAGAAGACCGCUCGGUCCGGGUGGGAACGAUAGUAGCCGCCAUUCGUUCCUCACCGAUCUGGAUUAUACCGGGUGUGAUAGUGGGCUCGAUACGCCACCAUCGACGCACCGUCCAUCGAGCUGCCGAGACAACAUUUACUUCGGCUCGGCAUACAACAAUCAUGGCCACGGUUCCGGAUUCCUGGGCAAGGACAAGACAACCGACACCGGUAUCAGCUCGUCCCGGGGAACGCUCGUUUCGCCGGCGAGCAGCAUUCGCCAUGGGUACGUCAAUGUGCAGAACUUCAACGGCAACGGCAGCACGAACAACAACAACCAUCUGAACAGCUAUGGAUCUCGCUACAGCGUACAGGAGCAGAAGAUUCUUCGGGCCCGCAAUACGGAGGAGAACAAAAACUCGAUCCGUUCGGUACGGGCAGAGUUUUUCGAGCAGAGCAAAUAUAACAGCAAUGGCAGCAGCAACAGUGCCCUCGCCAACAACAAUAACCACAUCAACAACAAUGGUAGUGGUGGUGGCCACCACCACCAUCACCUCCCCUCACACUACCAUCCGCAUCCGCAUCAUCAACACGUGGCGCAGCAUCCGAACGGUGUGAUCGGCAGCAAUGGCAACAUCCAUCAACAUUUUAACGGACUAAACAACAACAACAACAGCAACAACAACACUAACAACGGCAACAGCAGCAGCAACAACAACAACAAUGGUAAUGGUGGAGGAUCGACCCUUAACGAUCGUGCCAACGGUACGCAGCAGCGCGAUCGCUACCAGCAACAUCCGGCCCUGGCUGCCAUCAUCAACGAAUCGCAGGGAAUGAAAUUCAGAGAUCGUUCCUACUCCGACUGUCAGCAGGCGGCACCGCGAGCACGGCAGUGGACCAGCAAUACACCGAGCCCGAAGCGUAUCCCCUUUUUGGGCACUCCACCAACCAGGGUGUAAUGUGUUGUGUGUGUUGCCCUUCUUCGACACGUGUUUCGUGUGUUCAGUUUAUUAUUUAAAGGACGAAGCAGGAUCGUUUUUAGUAGCGCAAAAGCUUAGGUAAUCUUGUCCACCGAAUCGGGAAGCUUGCGGCGGCGUGGUAGGCAGAACGCAAUGAAGUGAGGAUCACAACGGAUCGUUUCUAUAUCCUUCACUACUCUCCCCCUUACAAAUCCUUCAAACCCAUCAAAGCUUAUUGUAUAUAAGUUGUAUGUUUCUCUUUCUUCGUGCACGAAGAUUAUUUUGUGAGAGAAGCAACCCCCCUGCCCUUUCCAUCCUUAUAGUGCGCCAUCUAAAUGUCUGUUUGUACUAUAGCACUACCAGUUUUCUGUUUCCGGUGCACAGUUUUCCAAGUGACUGUGGCUUUUAUCUCCUGAAGCAAAACGCGCGUGCAUCAUCCAGUAGAUGAGUAUUGUAUUCCUGUUCAUUCCCUGUCCCUGUCGAGAUUUUUGAAUCCUCAUUUUCCGUUGCGUUCGCUGUAAGAGCUUUGCUUGCAAUCUGUGUAGAUCGGUUAGAUUUCGUCAGCGUCCAACAAGUCUCCUUCUUCGAGAUAUUAGACCCAUAGAAGGUUCUCGGAGCGGCUAGUAGUUUGUUCCUAGUUUUGAUAUGCGUGUAAUGAGCUGUACGAAUAUCCAAAUAGUAGCAUUAGAAUUGAGAUUGUCGUCGGACUCUGCUGUGCAGGCUUUGUGUGCUCCAAUGGAAAGAUUUGCGCAGUAAGAGAUUGAGUUUAACCGAGCCUAAAAGGGGGCAUUAUCGAAUUAGCCUGUCAUACUACACGUCGUUGUGAAAAUAAAACGCAGUAGAAAGUUGCGAUUUAGAGCCUUUGCGGAACAGCAACCUUUGAUUUUAAUCAAACUCGAAUGGAGCGCGCUCGCUGUACACUUGGCUGUAUGUGGUUUAAAAUUAGCGUAAACGAACGAAAAAACGAUAGCUGCCUGUUUGUUUCUUUUUUACACUAGCUGCAAUAAUUAUUCGCACGAGAGUCGAAAUUUGUAGCUUAAAACACGGUUAAUUUAAAUUUUUCUCAAGCGCAAAAGCUUACAGUGAUACACAAAAAAAAACUUGAUUCGAUGUUAGCAAAAUUUUACCAUGCUUCACGCGUCGCUAGUAUAGCUAAACUCUGUUUCUAGGCGGUUAACAAAGUUUUUUGCUCCAAACGUUAUAAGAAAAAAACACCCUAGCAUUGAUCGUUCCCCUUACUAGAAACAUACUGUGUACGAUUUUAUAUGGAAACCCACCACCGCCAAGCGCUUAUUUCGCUUAGUCGUUUUCUCGUUUUUGAACACGCUUGCUUGGGCACGUAUACACUAAGCAUAUACGGAAGGUAGUAGUAGCCGUAGCCGUAGUAGCAGUAACAGUAGCAAGAAACUAUCUAAUGGUUAAGUGCGUACGGUUUGUUUUUACAAUUAACAAACAAACAAACAAAAAAAACAUUACCGUAAACAGUGCGUGUUCAGAAAAAUAAAACUAUAGGACAAAUAAAAGUAAAUCGAUGAAGA